Neocloeon triangulifer is the source of this 4996-nucleotide messenger RNA. It is a transcript of the gene mim, whose product is annotated as protein MTSS 2. Gene Ontology annotation, molecular function: actin binding; phospholipid binding. Gene Ontology annotation, biological process: plasma membrane organization; cell projection assembly. The record is from RefSeq and is a predicted model, not a curated record. NCBI's taxonomy places the organism in Eukaryota, Metazoa, Arthropoda, Insecta, Ephemeroptera, Baetidae. Gene Ontology annotation, cellular component: cytoplasmic side of plasma membrane; actin cytoskeleton. The transcript has 17 exons. The coding region runs from base 188 to 3079 and encodes 963 amino acids.
GGGAGUCAGGGGAGUGCGUUGACCAAUCAGAGCGCCGCUUUUUACUACUACCAGCAAAGUAUCACUGCAGCCGGCCAUGUUUAUUUAAAAGACGGCGAUAAAAUGAUCACGAAUUUUAGCGUCUAGCGGCCGUGAUUGUGCCUCCCUUUGUCGAGUCGAUGGUGAACUGAUCUAAAGGGUUGCUACCAUGGACAUCGAGGAGACAACGGCCCUCGGCCAGCUUUUCCAGCACAUCAUCACUGACAUGAAGAAUGGGGCCCCCUUAUGGGAAGACUUUGUCAGCAAAGCUACCAAGCUACAUUCAUGCUUACGGGCAACUUUGCAAGCAAUUGGACUUUAUCUGGAGGCGUUUCAGAAAAUCGCAGAUGCAGCUACCAACUCUAAAGGAGCAACCAAAGAUAUUGGCACGGCCCUCACGAGAAUUUGCUUGCGUCAGAGAGCAGUGGAGAGCAGAGUUAAAUCUUUUACAAGUGCUAUUAUGGAUUGCCUUGUAAAUCCUCUGCAAGACAGGCUCGAAGAUUGGAAAAAAGCCACAGUAAAUUUAGAUAAGGAACACAGCAAAGAAACGAAAAGAGCCAGAUCGGAGCUCAAGAAACGUUCGACUGACACUUUGCGCCUGCAAAAGAAAGCUCGUAAGGGCCUGACUAGCACCUCUUCAUCUUCGUCUCUGGCUCAAGGAAUCACUGCAGCAAUGGACCCUCUUGACUCUCAGCAAAAACUACUUCAGUCUGGCAUACAGCAGUUAGGAGAGUGUGAAGGCAAGUCUGUCCGAGCUGUGUUGGCAGAGGGACGUGGCAGAUUUUGCAUUUUUGUCACUUUGCUAAGACCAGUACUUGAACAAGAAGUAGCCAUUUUCUGGGAACUGAGUCACGUCCAGGAGGCACUUGAUGAGCUCAACAAAGCCAUUGGAGAUCCUAAAACUCUACCAGAUACUAUUGAACAGGCUUUGCAAGAGCUGACAAAUGCCUCGGCUGCUCAAGAAGCAGCUUGGGUAAAUGCAUCCAACACAAACAAUCGAGAUUCGUCCCCGCCCAGUAGCAUGGGUUCUAGAAAGUCCUCUGUUGGCUCUGCUGCCUCUCUGCAAAGUCUGAGCAGCCACAGUGGAGGUGCUGCAGCUAGUCAGAAUGCCUGGCCCCAAAGAGCAAACACAAUGAGCAAGCUUUCGAGACCUCCUGCAUGGUUACGUGCUGUGUCUCAAGACUCUGGAUUCGUCUCAUCGCAAGAUAGACUUUUCCCCUACUAUCUUGGCCAAAAGGGGAAUGACACUGCGAAUGGAGAUGGUUCCAACUGUAGCACUCCAACAACCAGCGGUGGAAUUAUGGAAGAGCUUGCUGCACCUGAUUGCAAGGAUUCUGGCACUGCCAAUCAGCCCAGUUCGUGGCCAAAUCUUCAAGAAACCUUGCAGUUUGAAAGAGCAGCAAGUGCCAUAAUGGCUGACCAGCAGCAACAGCAAGUCGGUCCAGCUGCUGCUCAACAGAACCAGCGCAGACCGCAUACUAUAUCAGCCGCAUACGGCCAACCAACUGCCAGGCCACCUAUAGCUUCAUACCAUUUUUCACCUCCACCCUCAAGCCCUGCUCCUGAUGGACAGAAUUCUAGGCCCCCAACAGGCGCAGGUGCCAAUGGAAGACCAGCUGUGCCUAAGCGGUGUUCUUCAUUAGAAAGACCUGAACGUCCCUCUGUCCUAGUUCCAAAGCCUGCUCAUGCUCGCAUUGAUGCUAUAUACGACCAAGAGACUCCCACAAAUGAGGUCAUAGUCUGCCCUGUCUACGUCAACAUGCACGAACUUGCCAAUUUAGCAGCUAACAAAUCAACUGACAGAGCUGGUGCCACUGCUGUUGAAAACAAAGAUCUUGAGAAUAGCAGCGAAAGCUCGCAUGAGUCGUCUAGUGGUUACGGCAGCCAAACGAUGCCUCUUCAUGGUGCCCAUGAAGAUCUUCCACAUCCUGAUGUUCAAAAUGAUGAUCUGAUUGAUAUGCUUCCGUUGCCUCCAUCUCCUUUGAUGAUCAGACCUGUUCGCCAACUCCAUAGACCAAUGUCAUUUUCAGGCUUUCCUCCUCACAGUGGCAACACAGGCUCAUUCCGAAUCCCAAGACGCGGCAGCACAAGUGCUCCUCCUCCACCACCAAUUCGCAGAACCUCGUCCAUAUCUACUGUCAAUAAGAUGCCACUAGGCGCUGACGACCUUCCGCCGCCCCCUUCACCCUCUUUCUUGCAGCAACAGCACCAGCAAAAUCAGCAGCACUUGUACGGCAAUAUCGGAGAAUGUCACAUGCGGAGCUACACUGAAGUGCCACACAUGCCUAGUCAGAGCCGACGGCCUCCUACCUCGGAAGAAAUAUACCGAACGUCGACUGUUGCCGAUACGGUUCGCACUCUCAGCCAGCAACCAUCUUGGAGACCAGGAGAAGAAAUAUACAAGCCUGUUGCCGACGCCAUGAAAAGGCAGUACCAGGAUGCCAAAGGAAAUGUUGCUGACACUGUUCGCACAUUGACCGAGCUUAGGCACCAGCCUGCCAGUCCCAUUCAACAAAGAAGGAAUGUGAGAGUUUCUAAUGAAAAUUUGAGCUUGAUAGAAGAUGAUGUUUACGUAAGCAGAAGUCCUGCUACCACUCGAAAGUUAUAUCAGGACCACCAAAUGACAACUAACUACAGUCCUAGCACCAGCCGAAAAAUGUUUGAACAGCAACAACAGCAGGCAAUUUACAAAGUGACCCGAAAUCCAGAAUAUGAAGACCCAUCCAAGCUGCGUCUGAUCCAGCAGAUGAAAAUCAGUAAGCUCAAACAAGAAAAGGCUGGUGCAGGUCAAGGGCACCCUUCGCAAAUCAUGAGGAGAUAUUCUGAGGAAGACAGCAAGCCUCAAGAGGCGCAGCAACAGACAUUUUUGUUGCAAAGUCUGACCACCAGACUGACACAGAUGCAGAUGAACAACAAAGCCUUGCGGGUGCGGAGUCUGAUUGCCAGCCGAACGGUCAAGGAUCCUACCCUGGUGCAUGACAGCUUGAUGGAUCAGAUUAAACGGGGUACUCGACUCCGCACUACUCCCACAGAUGAGCACGCUCAUCCUCAGUUCUCUUGAACAGCAAUAAUUCCGAAUAAUUAUAAGAAGUAAUCAAAAAAAUACUUACCACUUAAAAAUUAAAAUUCUGGCAAACUAGAAUCAGAAUCACAUCUGGAGCUAUCUUUUGCAGCGCCUUAUAUGGCAACAAUGCAGCAACAAAAUGUUAUUUUACAGGACAAUAAUAUCUGUGCAUCUCGAAACAGCUUUUAUUUUGGGCAUCUCAAAUUUCGCCUUGCUGUUGAAUUGAAAAUUGAAAUCUGAUUAGCUGUGUACAUUUGAAAGUCGAGGCUUGCCAUUUAACAAGUGUUUCAAUUUCUUAACUGAAAUGCUGUUGACUUAAAUAUCAAUUGUGGUGUUUGCCUCCUUGUCAAUUAUCUCUCCAUCUUGUUAGAGAAACAUUAAAAACUUGUCUGUACAUUGACGGAAAUCCACUGAAAAACGAUGUUCCCAAUUAUGACCUUUUUCAUGGUGUAUGUUUUAUAUAUGCACAAUUUCAACACAUUCUUUACCUGUUUAAGUUGUUAUCUUAAUAGCAGGUGAUUUGAGUACAACCUAUUAUUUUUAAUUGGCUCUUGAUUGAUUAAGUUGCAUUUGUUUUUUUCACUAGUAGUUUAUUAGUCAAAAAUCUUUAUUAGUGUUCAAAUUAGAGAAUCGCCGAAUAUUUACAUUCAGAAGUUUGAGAGAAAAUAUGGAGGCUCAAAACUAAAGUAACUUAAAUUGAUUUGAUAAUCUCUUCAAGUCUGAAAAUGACCUGGUUAAUUAGUAAGUCUUAAAAAGUAGUGAAUUGAGUAUAUCAAGCAAUUCUACCUGUUCGUUCUUAUAUCGCGGAAUCAUGCUUCCAGUGGCUGCAAAGACCUGCACUUAUAGCAAAGCUUCCAAUUACACAUUGGAAGUAGAAAAUCUCAGGAUGAUUGUAAAACCUAAAAUGCAUACUAAUCUUCAAAAUUAAUCUAUAGGAUUUUAUUUGUUAGAUUAAAGAAGACUUGGAAAAACUAGUUACUAAACAAAAUUUUGGAACACACAAGGCAAAAGUCAAAAUUUGACUCGAUUUGCUUGCUUGGUGUCCCUAACAAAUAAUUCAUUAUUAUUGCUGUUAUGCUCUCUUAUGUACAAGACUGGAGAACUUAUCUCUGAUUUUUGUAUGGUCAUACUUAAGGUACACAAAAAAUUCUAAAAGAAAAAAAUGGCAGAUUUGUGGAAAAUUUUUUGAUUCACAUAGUGUUUUUGCUUAGCAGACUUUUUGCAACCUAAAUAAGGUUGCAAUUAUUUUUCUUAUUCCAUCCUAUACUGAUAAUGGUAAAUGCACAUUUCAAGAAUAUUUUUAAUAGCAAAACCACAUAACUGAAUAUAUGUGGAUAGAAAUAAUCGAAAAUGCACUACACCAUACGAGAUAUUUGUAAGAAACCUACUUUCCUGUUUCCUCUAACUGUAAUACAUAUGUCAUGUGGUGUGCAUAAAGACUAAAUAACUUCAAGUCGACGUAUUAUAAUAAGUGUGCAUAUCACUCCCUUCAGCAUAAUUAAUCAGAUACUUGGAUUCUUCCUUCCUCCAGAUACCACGAAAUGUCUAAUCUGCUAUAUCACUCUUCAUGUACAUAUGAAGCACAAGAAUAAAACUUACUUAUUAAGGUGUAGUAGCAGCCCUUUUUACAUGUGUAUGUAGUAGUCGGUAUCUUUUUUAUUGUUCGCUGGGUGACUGACCAAAGUUGAGCAACAAUAAGAAAUGCAAACAAUACAACUUGUUGUGAUGCCCCCUUGUUCAGUUCCUUUGUUCCAUAUGUUAGGUUUAGUUGCACUAUGGCAUUAUUUAUUUCUUUAUAUUUAUAUGUAGUUUGAUCUUACACUAUGGCAAGAAAAACAAAAAUGUGAUUUUGUCUUAAAAAUUGAUUUUUUUUUCUUUAAGUAUGAAACAAAUAAAUGAGUGCUUCAAUAUGAA